Molecule: messenger RNA, 1237 nt
Organism: Ananas comosus (pineapple)
Lineage: Eukaryota; Viridiplantae; Streptophyta; Magnoliopsida; Poales; Bromeliaceae
Product: probable pinoresinol-lariciresinol reductase 3
Exons: 5
Coding region: 57-911 (284 amino acids)
Molecular function (GO): oxidoreductase activity
Source: RefSeq, a predicted model, not a curated record
GAGAGAGAUAUAGAGAGAGAGAGACGACGACGAGAAGGAGGAGGAGCACUGCAACAAUGGCGGAGGAGGAGAGCGCAAGGGAGGAGGAGAAGAGUAGGGUUCUGGUGAUCGGGGCGACGGGGAGGCUCGGGCGCGAGCUGGUGCGCGCGAGCGCCGCGGCGUCGCACCCCACCUUCGCCCUCGUGCGCGGCGCCUCCGCCGAGGACGACGACGACACCGAGAGAUCCCUCCUCCUCCGAUCCUUCCGAACCCUAGGCGUCACCCUCAUCAAGGGUUCUUUAGAAGAUCUUCAGAGCUUAAUUGCCGCCGUCGAGAAAGUAGAUGUUGUCAUCUGUGCAGUGCCAUCAAAGCAAGCCCUCGAGCAGAAGCUUCUCAUUCGAGCUAUAAAAGAAGCUGGAUGCAUCAAGAGGUUUAUUCCGUCAGAAUUCGGAGCUGAUCCGACGAAGGUUCAAAUCCUUGGCAUGGACUACGGCUUUUACGAAAGGAAGGCCGAAAUUCGGCGCUGCGUAGAGAGCGAAGGCAUUCCUUACACCUACAUAUGCUGCAACUUCCUUGCGCGAUACUUGCUCCCGUCGCUGGUCCAACCCGGUCUAGAGGCUCCUCCACGCGACGAAAUAAAGAUCUUCGGCAGCGGAAAUGUUAAAGCUGUGUUCGUUACGGAUCGUGAUGUUGCUAACUAUACCAUUUGUACUAUCGACGAUCCGAGGACGCUGAACAAGACAUUAUAUUUGAGACCACCUGGGAACGUCUACUCGAUGAAUGAGUUAGUCGAGAUUUGGGAGAAGAAACUCAACAAGGAGCUUCGAAAGGUUCGCGUCUCGGAGGAGCAGCUCCUUGAAAGCAUUCGCGAACUGCAGAUACGCCGUUCCCGCGAAACAUGGAUUUGGUGUUUGUGUACUCCGCUUUCGUGAAGGGCGACCACACGUACUUCGACGUCGACUCAUCGGGCUUCGACGGGACUCGAUUAUACCCUCAUGUGAAGCACACCACUGUGAGUGAGUGUCUAGACACACUUGUCUAAGAAAUUCCAUGUAAUCUGCUGUGAUGUUACUAAUGAUUCAUCUUUAGCAUGUAAUUGAUGAUUUGAAACAUCAUUGUGUGCAACUCUGGGACCUUCAGUGGAGAGAGUAAAAGUAAAAAAUACUGCUUCUGCUUCUCGUAAAAGCGCGAAAAUUCUACACGGCUUUUGAAAAGCGAUUCUCCUGUGCAAUAAAAAAUGAGAAAACUUUAAAUACCA